Messenger RNA from Boleophthalmus pectinirostris (great blue-spotted mudskipper), 645 nucleotides. RefSeq lists its product as uncharacterized. The transcript is spliced from 6 exons. NCBI's taxonomy places the organism in Eukaryota, Metazoa, Chordata, Actinopteri, Gobiiformes, Gobiidae. The record is from RefSeq and is a predicted model, not a curated record. The coding region runs from base 1 to 612 and encodes 203 amino acids.
AUGAAGGCCCUAAAUCGUCGCCGUAGAAACUUGAGCAGGAACAGGAAGUGCUUGAGGAAGAGACAGGAUGCCCAGCCUAGUAGCACUUGUGGUUGGCAAAAGACCACUACCACCGGCAGUAGCAGCAACGCAAGCAGCAAGGGCCGAAUUCAGUCUACAGGUGAAGAAAAGGAAAUACUGCAGGACAAUGGCAAAGAGGGGGCUGGUGGUGACUCUAUGACACUCCUGAUGAAGAAGUUGGAUCAGAUUAACAACAGGAUCCGAGACGCCCCGUCCUCCCCCUCAGACCCCCUCCAGUCAGACGAAGAAGAGCUAAACACUCAGGAUGCUCCAUCCAGCAGGAUACCCGGUCGCUCCCUGAGUCUGGACCAGGGCAGAGCAUCAGACAAGCCUGAGCUACAGAGACGCCGCUCUCGCCCCCUCACCCGCAGCCGACCACUCACCCGCUCCUCCCUCUCCUCCCCCAUGCACCUGCAUGCACGACGGGCUAGGGCGGCUGGGAGGAUGACCAUUGGAUCGGCAGCAGGGAGCUCAUGCCAGUCAUGCUGUGGCUGCGCUGCAUCAAGGCCAAGAGGGUCAAGUCAACAAGAUCACGUCUCCAAAUUAAACUGACAUACAGUAAGUAUUGAAGCUUUUAAAAACACA